AUGGGGAAAUAUAAAUUCGAGACUCUUUCAAUAUCCUUUCCUUCCGAAUAUGUUAUAAAUGUUCAAUUAAAUAGAGCUGCGAAAUUGAACGCUUUCAAUACAGCUUUAUGGCGAGACAUGAAAGAAUGUUUUACGGUCAUAAAAGAUGAUUCUAACGUCAGAGCUGUGAUCUUAUCGGCUGCUGGAAAGCACUUUACGGCUGGAAUUGAUUUAAACGACUUUCCAAGGGUGGAAGGCUAUGAUGGUGCGCGAACGGCACACCGCUUGCGAGCGAUUAUAAGGUCUAUGCAAGAAUCCAUAAAUGUAGUUGAGACUUGCGAUAAGCCAGUCAUCGCCGUGGUCCAUGGCGCAUGCCUGGGUGCAGGGAUCGAUCUAAUAACCGCCUGUGAUGUUCGAUAUUGUUCUCGAGAUGCGUCCUUCAGCGUCAAGGAAGUUGAUAUAAGCAUAGCAGCUGAUCUUGGCACAUUGCAGCGUCUUCCAAAAGUAACUGGUAAUGAUAGCGCUGUAAGAGAACUCUGUCUUACUGGUCGCAGGCAAGUUUACCACGAAGCCGCGAGUAUUGGACUAAUAAACAGAGUGUUGGAUAACAAAGAGGCUGCCAUGGCUGAAGCAGACAAAACGGCAAUUCUCAUUGCAUCAAAGUCGCCUGUUGCUACGACGGGAACAAAGCAUCUGUUGAAUUAUUCGCGUGAUCAUUCUGUUGCUGAAGGACUCUCUUAUACAUUAGCAUGGAGUCAGGCUAUGACGAAUACUCAG
This is a messenger RNA of Paraglomus occultum, 756 nucleotides long. Lineage: Eukaryota; Fungi; Glomeromycota; Glomeromycetes; Paraglomerales; Paraglomeraceae. The record is from the annotation of a GenBank genome assembly.